GAAGAAGGAGUGCCCGCUGUUACCAAACCAAACACAUCGGCUGCUGCUGGAGAGGACUUCGCCGUGAAUCAGACAGAAAUCAGACAGACUGCAGUCACCCUCCACAGGAUGAGCGGCAUACGGACCAUCCUGAGUACCGUUGGGGUGGUGGUCGUGAUGGGGGUCGGCUUUGGGAUGUGGUCCUUGAUCGCUCCAGGAGAAGACAGGAGGAGAGAGCUGCUCAAGAAUCUGCCUGAGUCAAACCCGGUCCGAAUGGAAGAGACGAGAAGGAGGAAUGCUCUGGUGAUGCAGGUGCUGAAGGAAGCAGCUGAGACUAAUGACAACAUCGCAAGAAGAAUCGGAGGAUCUGGGAAAUAGACUGAUUUUCAUUUAUUGAUUACCGCUGGCAUUCAGGCCUACGACCUGUUUAAAUAAAGAUGGACAUUAUUAUUUUUUGUCUAACUUGCAGCUUUAAUGUCUGCAUUUAUGUGAAUAAUUUGCCACUGAAUGUUAAGAUUGUUCUCUCAACCCAAACACAUCUUUUCAGUUUUAUUGGAAGCUCAGUGAUGAUCAGGUUAUGAACAGUGUUCACACAUGAGGUUUAAAGACAGGUGAUUUUUAUUGUAUUUUUUAUUUCCUCCAAAUCCCAUAAAAAGACUAAAACAUGAA
Molecule: messenger RNA, 648 nt
Organism: Seriola aureovittata
Lineage: Eukaryota; Metazoa; Chordata; Actinopteri; Carangiformes; Carangidae
Product: ubiquinol-cytochrome-c reductase complex assembly factor 3
Exons: 2
Coding region: 109-357 (82 amino acids)
Biological process (GO): mitochondrial respiratory chain complex III assembly
Source: RefSeq, a predicted model, not a curated record